Paramacrobiotus metropolitanus is the source of this 1348-nucleotide messenger RNA. RefSeq lists its product as uncharacterized. NCBI's taxonomy places the organism in Eukaryota, Metazoa, Tardigrada, Eutardigrada, Parachela, Macrobiotidae. The coding region runs from base 404 to 1015 and encodes 203 amino acids. The record is from RefSeq and is a predicted model, not a curated record. The transcript is spliced from 5 exons.
CUAGGGCCUGUGUAUCCGCGAGCGCCUCGAAAGCGCACACUCGCACGCUGCUUGCUUGAGUUUUCGCCUUUUGUCACAGUUUUGUGAUUACAAACAGCAAACCUGACGCUGCUGUGCAUUUCGGAGAACUAUUACAGUAAUAGUGUAAUACUGCUUUCUUUUAGUAUUAAUUUUGCUAGUUUAUCAGCAGUUCGACGCUGCGUAUCAAUUCUGGCGUCUCUUUAAUUUUUCCUGGAUCUAUUUCGUUUUAUCAUGUCCGCGGACGGAUCCGGGAAAUGUGGACUGCCUGGUCCACACUGACAUCUUUUUGGGCAUCUGCGCUGCUCGGCCACGGGUAGCCUUUGCGUCCUAAGCCCAUGCGGAUUACAGGCUUGAAUGAUUGACUUGCAACUUGCCAGUAAUCAUGUCUGUGUCGAAAGCCUUGAGGCAGCACAAGCAGGCCCGCAAGGAGAUAUUUUCCGAAUGGCGUAAGCGCAUGUUCGAGUUGGACACAGUGGUGCAGCAGCAUUUGGAUGCGAGAUACUCGGAUAAUGCUUAUCGCCGUGAGUUUCGAUUUUGCAAUGGAGCUGACGUUAUCGCGAUUUCCAAGGGUGUUUACUACGAAGCUUCCAUUGUUCAUGUUUAUCGUGCUCGACCUUUCCCGAACGUUUCUGCCCCGCUGACCAAGGCGGAUGUGGCCAAUGCGACUGUUCCAACGUAUAUCAUCCAUUACCGUGGCUGGUCCGACAAUCACAACGAUGAACACGCCGAGAACGAUCUCCUCAGUCGACGUGUGGAUUCGGCGGAAUCUGUUCACUCAAUGCUGUUUGCACAUGAGUGGAACACGCUCUUCCGCACGGAGAAAUCCUUGGAAGAAACGGAAGUCGGUCUGGGUUCUUGGUUUCUGCCCGAUGAAAGCUAUGCGAAUCUGGAGCGGACAUGGCAGUCUUUGACGGAAACUACGAUGUCCUUCGCUGAAUACAGCGGGCGGGCCAAAGCGGAGAAGGCGUUGUUGGAACUGGGCGAUGUUUACUGAACUUGAAGCACAUCGAAUCAAGGAGCACCAUUCUCCGGAUUACUUGAUACUGGGCAAGAUCUGCUAAGGAUGGACCAAAAACUUCGUUUACUGUGCGAUCACGUUGAAAAUUACGUUAAUGCAGAGUUUUCGUUUUUUUUUGUUUGUUGUUUAACCUUACUGUUAAGUAUUCCGUUCAUUAACCGGUAAUUAGAGUUGAUAUCGAUCUCAGUAAAUUCGGCAGCACUUUGGUUUCCGAAAUCGAUAAAGUAUUCUAGAAAUUUUGGUUGUUUUUCGCCCUGAAUUUUUUAUCUUGCUUUUUGGGAUCAACAAGCAAUUAAAUUUAUAGAGAGU